Molecule: messenger RNA, 3687 nt
Organism: Osmerus eperlanus (European smelt)
Lineage: Eukaryota; Metazoa; Chordata; Actinopteri; Osmeriformes; Osmeridae
Gene: mccc1
Product: methylcrotonyl-CoA carboxylase subunit
Exons: 19
Coding region: 263-2398 (711 amino acids)
Cellular component (GO): mitochondrion
Molecular function (GO): methylcrotonoyl-CoA carboxylase activity; ATP binding; metal ion binding
Source: RefSeq, a predicted model, not a curated record
GUCCACUAGUGGGCCAAACUACGUGACAAAUCUUGUAAAUAUUUCAAACCAGUCGAAAAGGAAGGUUUUAGAAAUGAAUGGAAGUGGAGCUGUGCCACUACAAAAACAAGAUCUGUAACAAAAUAGUAUAGGCUAGAUUCCGUAUGAUAAUUGAACAUUCGACGAAAUUAGACGAACGCAUUUUAUCUCAUACUACUAGCUCUAGUCUCGUCAGUUAGCUAGACAGCUACUUUGCUAGCUACAGUAGUUAGCUUCGGCAGACAUGGCAGCUAUCCUAUUGAAAGUUCCAACCCUUCAGGGUUUGAAAAUAUUUCAACAGAAACUAGUAUGGACCAAAGGAUCUGUCAGAUUGGCUUCAGCAGGUCAAGGCAGGAUAGAAAAGGUCCUUAUUGCCAACCGCGGAGAGAUCGCCUGUCGUGUGAUGAGAACAGCCAAGAAGAUGGGGGUUCGCUCUGUGGCAGUGUACAGCGAGGCAGACCGCCACUCCAUGCAUGUUGCCAUGGCAGAUGAGGCCUACCACAUUGGACCAGCAGCCUCUCAACAAAGCUACCUCUCCAUGGAGAAGGUUCUGGAAGUGGCCAAGGCAUCAGGCUCACAUGCUGUGCACCCGGGGUACGGGUUCCUGUCAGAGAACACAGAGUUUGCCGAGGCGUGCAAACAGGAAGGCAUCAUCUUCAUCGGACCUCCGUCAUCGGCCAUCAGAGACAUGGGCAUCAAGAGCACUUCCAAAUACAUCAUGUCGGCCGCGGGCGUGCCCAUCAUCGAGGGUUACCAUGGAGAAGACCAAUCGGAUGAGAAGCUUCAAGCUGAGGCUGUCCGUAUUGGCUACCCUGUGAUGAUCAAGGCGGUGCGUGGUGGUGGGGGGAAGGGGAUGCGUAUCGCUCGUUCAGGCGCAGACUUCCUGGAGCAGCUGGAGUCGGCCAGAAGAGAGGCUCGCAAGUCGUUCAACGAUGACGUCAUGCUGGUGGAGAAGUUCGUGGAGGAUCCCAGGCACGUGGAGGUGCAGGUGUUCGGGGACCAGCACGGGAACGUUGUCUACCUGUUUGAGAGGGACUGCAGCGUCCAGAGGAGACACCAGAAGAUCAUCGAGGAAGCGCCAGGGCCUGGGAUCAGCCCUGAGGUGAGGAGGAGGCUGGGGGAGGCGGCCGUCAAAGCAGCCCAGGCCGUCAACUACGUAGGAGCAGGCACCGUGGAGUUCAUCAUGGACGCCCAGCACAACUUCUACUUCAUGGAGAUGAACACCCGUCUGCAGGUGGAGCACCCGGUCUCUGAGAUGAUCACGGGGACCGACCUGGUGGAGUGGCAACUGAGGGUGGCAGCAGGCGAGCGCCUGCCCCUGCUCCAGGACGACAUUGAGCUGAUGGGUCACUCGUUUGAGGCCAGGAUCUACGCCGAGGACCCGGACAACGACUUCAUGCCCGGGGCGGGGCCCCUGCUGCACCUGUCCACGCCACAGGCCGACGACUGCACACGCAUCGAGACCGGAGUCAGGGAAGGAGACGAGGUGUCUGCUCACUACGACCCGAUGAUCGCCAAGCUGGUGGUGUGGGGAGAGGACCGCUCUGCAGCCCUGAAGAAGCUCCGAUUCUGUCUCCGCCAGUACAAUAUCGUGGGGCUCAGCACCAACAUAGACUUCCUGCUGAGUCUGUCCGGCCACCCCGAGUUCGAGGCGGGGAACGUGACCACCAGCUUCAUCCCCCAGCACUACGCCGACCUCUUCCCCGCUCCCCGAGCCCCGUCCCGGGCCACGCUGUGCCAGGCCGCCCUGGGGCUCAUCCUCCGGGAGAGGGCCCACACCCGGGACUUCGCCCACGCCUCCGGCGAUCCAUUCAGCCCGUUUGCCUCCAGUAGUGGGAGGAGACUGAACAUUCUGUACAGCAGGAAGAUGACCCUGCAACUUGGGGACAAGAAGGUGGAGCUGGUUGUUACAUACAAACCCGACGGGACCUUCAGUAUGGAGGUUGAAGGACAGCUGUUCCACGUGAAGGGAGAGGUGGAGACGGAGGGAGGAGCCACGUUCCUCCACUGCUCCGUCGACGGGGUCAAGUCCCGCCCCAAACUGGUCAUCCUGGACAACACCGUCCACCUGUUCUCCAUGGAGGGCAGUGCCCAGGUGAGCCUGCCUGUGCCCAAGCACCUGGUGGGGGUGAGCGGCUCCGGGGCCCAGGGGGGCACCCUGGCCCCCAUGACCGGCACUAUCGAGAAGGUGCUGGUGAAGGCUGGAGACAAGGUGGAAGCGGGAGAUCCUCUGAUGAUGAUGAUAGCCAUGAAGAUGGAGCACACCAUCCGGGCUCCCAAGGCUGGGGUGAUCAAGAAGGUCUUCUUCAAGGAGGGCUCCCAGGCCAAUCGGCACGCGGCGCUGGUGGAGUUUGAGCAGGAAGAGGACAGCGAAGAAUAACCCCCCCCCCCCCACACACACACACACACACACACACACACGCACACACACACACACACACAGCUGCCAGUGUGUGUGUGUGGGAGAAAUAACGUUACUGUAGAAACCGCAGACCCUAAACUGGGUCUGCGUCUUCUAGAUGUUUUCUUUUCUUAGCCUAAAUCCUUCAUAAUGUUGUGUCACUUUGCAGAUUAGGAUUUUCAAAUGUGAUUCGACACAGGUACAGUAUGUCAACAUUCUAAUUCAAACCAUUAGGACUGAGGUGUACUGGAGCAAUUGUGUAAACAUCUCCAGGAGAUGGGACUAGCCCAAUGCUGUACAACCCAAUGGGGGAUGCACUACCGGUCUAUAGGGAUCAACGUGUACAGAGGCCUUUCACAUGCCAGGAGAAAAAGCAUGGCGGUGUAGAUUUCAAAGUAUUACCUUUUUGUUUAGUUUUUCUAAUCUCCAGUUUCUGAUGGAAUGACGUGCUGUAACGGUAGAUUAGUUUGGACUUUUCUACUCUCUCCUCCGCCAAGUGCACUUUCUCUCCGUCUUAUACUUGAGUGACGGAUCCUGUCACGGUAUCUGAUGAAACAUGCAUCUCUCCCUCUACCCCGCCUCUCUUCCUCUACCCCGCCUCUAUUCCUCUACCCUGCCUCUCUCCCUCUACCCCGCCUCUCUUCCCCUACCCUGCCUCUCUCCCUCUACCCCGCCUCUCUCCCUCUACCCCGCCUCUAUUCCUCUACCCUGCCUCUCUCCCUCUACCCUGCCUCCCUUCCUCUACCCUGCCUCUCUUCCUCUACCCUUCCCUCCUCUGCCUCCUUUUGUGUUGUGUCCGUCAUUCAUCGCCACAUCUUCCAGGCCUGUCAGGAGGGGAGACCGUAGCGACGGUAUAGCUCCUCUGCCGUUCUAAUGAUCUACAAAUCAGCCGUCGGCUUUAAAACCGAGUCCUCCUGAUUGGUUGAUUAGUCUGAUGGGCCAGUCGUCACGAUCGGCCUGCUUUCUUUGACCCUCCCCAACGUGACUCAUCACUUCUCCUGUCAUGUGACGUUGGGGUCAUUGUGUUGACCGUAUGAGCUCGUCAGCAUGCGCACACUGGUCAGGAUGGGAAGGCUCAUCCAUACUCCUGUGAUGUUUGUGGUGAUAAUGAUGACUGUCUACUAACUCGUGUGAUUUGAGGUCACUCAUCCAGUACCUACAGGAUGUAUAUUCAUGUUUCCUUGUAGAGUUUGGUUUCUUAAACAAUGGCUUUUCUAUGUGUUAUUAGAUGGGUCGGAUACUGUAAUAAAAAAAAAAGUUUCUUAAUG